GUGUUCUGUUUUGGGCGGAAGCUCGGGGCGAGAAGGAGGAGCUAUUCUAGGGGGCGAGUCCUUGUCUUUGGCGUGGAGGCUGCUUCCGGGUUGCGCUCCCGGAAGCAGGAAGUUGUCGGUUCAUCCUUCUCGCCCGGCGGCUGCGGGCUCCGAGGCGGGAGGAGCCCGAGCGGGUGCAGGCCCCGCAUGAAUUAUUGUAGUCAAUCACUUUCCAGUUCUCAGCCACUCAGUUGUGGUCAAGAGAUACAUGGUCUUGGAACUGCCAGCUCAGAAUAGGAAAGUAAGUGGGAAUUUAUAUGGGAAGACAUGGAUCUUGCUGCCAAUGAGCUCAGCAUUUAUGACAAACUUUCAGAAACUGUUGAUUUGGUGAGACAGACAGGCCAUCAAUGUGGCAUGUCAGAGAAGGCGAUUGAAAAAUUUAUCCGACAGCUGCUGGAAAAGAAUGAACCUCAGAGGGGGCCACCCCAGCAUCCUCUCCUCAUAGCUGUGUAUAAGGUCCUUGUAACCUUGGGAUUAAUCUUGCUCACUGCCUACUUUUUGAUUCAGCCUUUCAGCCCAUUAGCACCUGAGCCAGUGCUUUCUGGAGCUCACACCUGGCGCUCACUUAUCCAUCACAUUAGGCUGAUGUCCUUGCCCAUCACCAAGAAGUACAUGUCAGAAAAUAAGGGAGUUCCUCUGCAUGGGGGUAAUGAAGACAAACCCCUUCCAGACUUUGACCCCUGGUGGACAAGUGACUGUCAGCAGAAUGAGUCAGAGCCCAUCCCUGCCAACUGCACUGGCUGCAUCCAGAAACUACCCCUGAAGGUGAUGCUUCUGGAGGAUGCCCCGAAGAAAUUUGAGAGGCUUCAUCCUAUGGUGAUCAAGACUGGGCAGCCCCUGUUGACUGAGGAGAUUCAGCAUUUUUUGUGCCAGUACCCUGAGGCGACAGAAGGCUUCACGGAAGGGUUUUUUACCAAGUGGUGGCGCUGCUUUCCUGAGCGGUGGUUCCCGUUUCCUUAUCCAUGGAGAAGACCUCUGAACAGGUCACAAAUGCUACAUGAGCUUUUUCCUGUUUUCACCCACCUGCCAUUUCCAAAAGAUGCCUCUUUAAAAAAGUGCUUCCUCUUUCUUCCGGAAUCUGUUGUGGGGACUAAGAUACAUAAGAUGCAUGACCUGUUUAUCAUCGGCAGCGGCGAGGCCAUGCUGCAGCUCAUCCCUCCCUUCCAGUGCCGAACACAUUGUCAGUCCAUGGCCAUGCCAGUAGUGCCAGGGAAUAUCGGCUAUGCCGACACCACCCACUGGAAGAUCAACAUUAUAGUCAGAGGGUCCCAGCCUUUGGUCAUCUGCGAUGGAACUACUUUCUCAGAACUGUAAGAGACAGAACUAUUUACAGGAGCAGUUUUGAGAGCUGAAAACCAAGUUGAAAGGGGGAAAUAAAAAGCAAAAACGAGGAAACCGGUUUCCAGGGGUUGGUUGCUUAGUUACCUGCCCUUUGCAUGCAUGUGCAAGCCAGCUGUGAGCUGUAAGGGAGCGGCAGGGCUGAGCCCUCCUGACUCUUCCUGCACACGGCUCAGGAAUGAUUCUAGCCCAGCUUGGCUAGGACUCUGCCAGCACCCAUCUGUGAGAGACUGAGCUCUUCCAGGCCUUUGGGCACUGCCCCUCAGUCAGGAAACAGGGCUGGUGCCCUCCUUCAUCCACAUGGGCAGCGGAGAGGGCAGCUGGGAGGUUUUGACAUCAGAGCCAUCCUUCACCAGGUGGACCUGGUCAUCCCCAUCUUCCUGGACUUUUUUGGAAAGCCAUGGCUGAUUGCAGUUUCUCAAGCAGAAUAGAAUCUAGAACCAGUGAAAGAAGAUCACAUAACCUUGAAUUGCCCUCAAGAAGUAUACUAAACAAUUCUUCAGAUUAUACCUAACCCCACAGAUGGGACCAGGAGCCCCUGGGAAAGACCCUUGGCAAAUCGGAUUCUAUAACCCAGUGCCCAUGGCUCUUGGCCUCUCCAUGAUGCCAGGCUGGAGUCUGGUUAUAAUUCAAAAUGGUGGUUCCUAAGGUCACAGUGGCCUCUGUUUUAUCAGAUUCUUACGCCCUCACCCCCUCCCUCCCCUAGCCUGUCUGGAUGUUUUCUGAGAAGCUGGGCUCUAGUCCCCUGCCUGCCCAUUACUGCUGAGACAGCACUGCUCCUGUCAACUGUGUUGCCUUUCCCAAUGUCUUCAGAGGGGAGUGAGAGAGAGUAGCUGGCCUGGGAGAGGGUGCCUCCCUGGGUUUGAUCUUUAGGGUCUGACUUUCUGCAGAAAAGAUGUUUUACAGAUGUGUCAGGGCUGAUGUUGUAAUGUGGUUGGGGAGGAACUCCAAAACAUGUUUGCCAGCUGGGCGUGCAACUGACUGUAUGAUUCUCUGACUUAAAAUGGUUUCUCUCUUUGUGCUGGGAAAUAAGGUGAGGUAUGUUUAUUUUUUUGUGAUAAUAUAAAGCUGUGUUUUUCUGAUUGGA
Molecule: messenger RNA, 2464 nt
Organism: Carlito syrichta (Philippine tarsier)
Lineage: Eukaryota; Metazoa; Chordata; Mammalia; Primates; Tarsiidae
Gene: CUNH6orf89
Product: chromosome unknown C6orf89 homolog
Exons: 9
Coding region: 307-1353 (348 amino acids)
Cellular component (GO): Golgi membrane; nucleolus
Source: RefSeq, a predicted model, not a curated record